GAAUAAACUUUGGAAUAAGGCCAUACGCAAUUUUUAAGCAUCAAGUAGUCAUAGGAAGUUUGACAGGCAGUUGUUUAUCCAAACCCAGUUCCAUCCUGUUCCGUAGACUUUGCAAUCAACUAAAACUUCCUAACAAAAUGGCUUCGAAUCAAAAACCACAGAAAAUCAUCCAAAAAAGACAUAGAAAAAUUCGAAUAUCAAUCAAGGAACCUCAUGAAGAACUUGGGACGGACAGAACUAGAGAAUCAAAAUCACAUCAAAGGUCGUUUCGAGCAAGCACGAACCUGACUCCAAAUUCUAUCCUUCGACGGCCGUCCUCGCGAAGCGGCAUGCUCGGUAGUUUUCUAGGCCCUACCGGUCUCCCUUCGAUGCCAUCGACGCAGUGGACUAGCGCGCGACGCACCACCAUGUACAUGGCUCCUCGCUUCCAGAACAACUACCGACUGGAGUCGCGCCGCCCUUUCAAUCGCGACCGCGUCCAGCUUAUGGUCGCCCGGUAUCUCGGCACAUUCCUAGCAGAGCACCGGUACAACCCGAAGCGCGCCAAAAGGCUGGCGGAAAAUUUGUGCUUCGAAUUGCGGAACCUGAUCAAGCGGUGCCACUUCGAUCGGUACCGAGUGGUGGCGAUGGUGACCGUUGGCGAUAAGCAAUCGCAGGACUUCCGGUCGGUGCUGCGGUUCGUGUGGGACGCCGAGAAGGACGGUUACGUAAAUUUUGCGCACGAAACGCCGGACUUUUUUGUGAUUGCCACCGUGUUUGCGGUGUAUUUUGAGUAAACAAAUUUGAAAAAAAAAGUCAUGUUUUAUUUUUAGGGAGGCCCAAUUAUUUUUGACUUUUGACUAUAAGAUUUUGAUAAGAUGGCAAUUGUAUGUACAUAUGUAGUUGGUUAUGGUUUAAAUCGGAUUUGGGUUGAGUAUAUUUUUUUAAAAUUCAUUCCAAACUGUGUUAGAUUCGCUU
Molecule: messenger RNA, 957 nt
Organism: Armigeres subalbatus
Lineage: Eukaryota; Metazoa; Arthropoda; Insecta; Diptera; Culicidae
Product: dynein light chain Tctex-type protein 2B-like
Exons: 3
Coding region: 138-776 (212 amino acids)
Biological process (GO): microtubule-based movement
Cellular component (GO): cytoplasmic dynein complex; cytoplasm
Molecular function (GO): dynein intermediate chain binding
Source: RefSeq, a predicted model, not a curated record